This is a messenger RNA of Gadus morhua (Atlantic cod), 1128 nucleotides long. RefSeq lists its product as uncharacterized. The coding region runs from base 1 to 924 and encodes 307 amino acids. The transcript has 6 exons. Gene Ontology annotation, molecular function: monoatomic cation transmembrane transporter activity. The record is from RefSeq and is a predicted model, not a curated record. Gene Ontology annotation, cellular component: plasma membrane. NCBI's taxonomy places the organism in Eukaryota, Metazoa, Chordata, Actinopteri, Gadiformes, Gadidae.
AUGCAGAGGGCGAGGCAGCACGAGGAGAGGAUGUCGCAGCAGAAGAGGAGGGGGGAGAGGAAACUCCUGGCCUUCUGGACGUGCCUGUCCCACCGGACACGCUGCUUCUUCCGGCCCAGGGGGCGCCCCGCCUUCCAGCGGACCUCCUCCUCCGCAGGCCUCCUCAAGGGCGAGAACAGCCCUGCAGCUGGCUCACAGCAGGGGGGUGGGGGGUCCUGUCUGGAGCUGCAGCUCAGUUACCUGGGGAAGAACCCGUCGAGCUCCACCUGUAUGCAGAGCCGCUCGGGCCCCUGGGCCCUGGAGAACUGCUGGCUCCUCACCAGGACUGGAGUCCUACCUGCGACCUGCGACCUGGCCUGGGCAUGGUGGGGGACUCAUGCUCACCGAAGGCCUGCAAGUGCAGGCCACCUUGGUGGGCUUCCUGGCGGCGGUGGCUGCCGUGCUGCUGGGGGUCCUGACCCGGGGCCGCCUAGACCUGGUCCAGGCCUCGUCGCUCAAUGCCAGCAGCGUCUCCACCGCCUUCAUCACCGCAUCAUCGCUCUAGGGCUGGUUAUGGUCGCCGUGAUCGUGGGGUCCAGGAAGUUGGGUGUCAACUCGGACAACCUGGUCACGUCCAUCGCAGCGAGCCUGGGUGACCUCAUCACCUUGUCACUGCUCGCUGCCAUCAGCAGCUUCCUGUUCCACCACAGAGACCUGUGGUUCCUGCCCCCUGCGGUUGGCCACUACUUCCUGCUCCUCAUACCCCUCUGGGUCUCCGUCCCCCGAUGCUCCCCGCCAAUCAGAGAGGUGCUGCAAUCGGGCCUAGUGGGCAUGGCCCUCAGCAGCAUCGGCGGUCUGAUUCUCGACAGAACAGUGAGUGAUCCCAACUUUGAAGGUAUGGCGAUCUUUACACCAAUGAUCCACGGUAAGCCAGGUUCAUUGUAGGCUAGUGGGUAAUAAAGUGCACAUGGGUUUUUCAGACACUUGGUGUUGCAAUAAAGAGAAAAGGCCUCCCUCAGUCGUAUUGAGCUCCUGGACUUACAAGGAAGAGUGUCAUUUCAUGCUUUUUCGACUUUUCCCUUGGCUUUAGACUUUGAUGCAUGUAGGGCUAUACAUGUUUUAUGCAUACAUAAACAGAGAAAUCAAAGU